This is a messenger RNA of Astyanax mexicanus (Mexican tetra), 1103 nucleotides long. It is a transcript of the gene rnf113a, whose product is annotated as ring finger protein 113A. Gene Ontology annotation, cellular component: U2-type spliceosomal complex. Gene Ontology annotation, molecular function: metal ion binding. The record is from RefSeq and is a predicted model, not a curated record. NCBI's taxonomy places the organism in Eukaryota, Metazoa, Chordata, Actinopteri, Characiformes, Acestrorhamphidae. The coding region runs from base 36 to 1001 and encodes 321 amino acids. Gene Ontology annotation, biological process: snoRNA splicing. The transcript is spliced from 10 exons.
UGUCUCUGAGUGUAGUUUAUUUUCAUUAGUUAAAGAUGGCGGAAUCCGAGGAGACUAAAGCGACCUGCACGUUUUUGUUCAAAAAAUCCAGUAAGAAGUUUUCAGCUCGGAAGAGAAAAGCCAGCGACAGCGACAAAGACAGAAGCAGUGAUGAGGAGAAGAACGCCGUGGUCAGAAGAGAGAAGAAACCCGUCUCUGCGAACCCCAUGUUCCAGAGGACAAAGAAGGUGGAGCGGGAAGCCGUCUCAUCAAGUGAAAGUGAAGAAGACAAAGAAGCCAAAAAGAUCACAGUGGCUUAUAAAUCCACCCGCUCAGCGAAACCUGAAGGGCCAGAGGACAUGGGGGCAACAGCUGUGUAUGCACUGGACACAGAAAAAGACAAAGACGCUCAGGCCAUCUUUGAGCGCAGCCAGAAAAUUCAGGAGGAACUAACGGGUAAAGAGGAUGACAAGAUCUACCGUGGCAUGAACAACUACCACAAAUUCAUUAAGCCUAAAGAUUCCACCAUGGGCAAUGCAUCAUCCGGCAUGGUCAGGAAAGGACCAAUCAGAGCCCCGGAGCACUUAAGGGCUACAGUGCGGUGGGACUACCAGCCUGACAUUUGCAAAGACUAUAAAGAGACUGGCUUCUGUGGAUUUGGAGACAGCUGUAAGUUUUUGCAUGACCGUUCAGACUACAAGCACGGCUGGCAGAUUGAGAGAGAGCUGGAUGAGGGACGAUAUGGAGCCAAUGAUGAAGAAAACUACGAGGUGAGCAGCGAUGAAGAGGAUCUGCCUUUCAAAUGCUUCAUCUGCAGGGAGUCAUUUAAGAACCCAAUUAUUACAAAAUGCAGGCAUUAUUUCUGCGAGGCCUGUGCUCUCCAGCAUUACCGCAAAUCCAAACGCUGUUACGUCUGCAACGAGCAAACCAACGGUGUCUUCAACCCAGCAAAAGAGCUGAUGGCAAAAAUGCUGAAACACCAGGCUACUACAGACCAACCCCCCUCAGAUGAAGACGACUAGAGUUGUCAGAAGCAGUCACAGUUUCCACUUUUUCUAAUCGUGUUCAGCUGUUGUAAAUUGUAUUAUCAAAACUCUUAAAUAAAUUUCAUCCUUUUCUAUUGA